AAAGGGGGAGUGGGUAUACGUGUUCAAUUCGUUUUCUAUCAGAGAACUAGACAGAACUAAUCAGAGUGCUAAAUUACGUGCAACGGGGUGUGUAUCGCAUGACAGAUAGCCGAAGAUGUUCAGCUGGCUGAGCAAAGAUAACCACAAACAAGAUGUGUACGAAAAUGUGGUACAGGGACUCAAGGAAAUCUACAAGACAAAACUUCUCCCUCUGGAAACCCACUAUCAAUUCCAUGAUUUUCAUUCGCCCCAAUUGGAGGACUCGGAUUUCGAUGCAAAACCGAUGAUUUUACUUGUUGGGCAAUAUUCAACCGGAAAAACCACUUUUAUCAGGUAUUUGUUGGAAAAAGAAUUUCCUGGAAUGAGAAUUGGGCCUGAACCUACAACCGAUAGAUUUAUUGCGGUAAUGUAUGAUGAACGUGAAGGCAUGAUACCAGGUAACGCUUUGGUCGUUGAUCCAAAACGACAAUAUCGACCGCUUUCCAAGUUCGGAAAUGCCUUUCUUAAUCGCCUACAAUGUUCUCUAGUCGAUUCACCUGUUUUAAAAAAUAUAUCAAUUAUUGAUACCCCGGGAAUUUUAUCAGGUGAGAAGCAACGAGUAGAUAGAGGAUAUGACUUUACGGGAGUCUUAGAAUGGUUUGCAGAGAGAGUUGAUCGUAUAAUAUUACUGUUCGAUGCACAUAAAUUAGAUAUUUCCGAUGAAUUCCGUCGUUCUAUAGAAGCAUUAAGAGGUCACGAUGAUAAAAUCCGUAUCGUUUUAAAUAAAGCCGAUAUGAUUGAUCAUCAACAAUUAAUGAGAGUGUAUGGGGCCCUUAUGUGGUCAUUAGGUAAAGUUUUGCAAACACCCGAAGUUGCAAGAGUUUAUAUCGGUUCAUUUUGGGAUCAACCGUUACGUUUUGAUACAAAUCGACGUCUCUUCGAAGAUGAAGAACAAGAUUUAUUCAAAGAUUUACAAUCGUUACCCAGAAAUGCAGCCUUGCGGAAAUUGAACGAUUUAAUCAAACGAGCUCGACUUGCUAAAGUUCACGCCUUCAUCAUUUCCGAAUUGCGUAAAGAUAUGCCGAGUGUUUUUGGUAAAGAUUCGAAGAAGAAAGAAUUAAUUAAAAAUUUAGGACAAAUUUAUGAAAAACUUCAACGUGAACACCAAAUUUCACCUGGCGAUUUUCCGGAUAUUAAGAAAGUACAAGAAGUUCUCAAUAACUUAGAUUUCACCAAGUUCCAUCCGUUAAAACCAAAAUUAUUGGAAAUUGUUGAUCGUAUGCUUAGCGACGAUAUCUCUAAAUUAAUGGCUAUGAUUCCUCAAGAAGACAUCAACAAAAUUGACGAUAGUUAUAUCAAGGGCGGGGCAUUUGUUAAUGUUGAAGACACAAUUUCACCAUUUGGUUACAAAAGAGGUGAAGGAAUUAAUGCCGGGUUUGGUGAACCCGAAUGGAUUGUUAAUAAGGAAAAACAAAGUUACGACAACAUCUUUAAAUCGUUACAACCCAUCGAUGGCAAAGUUACGGGAGCUGCUGCAAAAACGGAAAUGGUAAAAUCGAAAUUACCGAAUACUGUUUUGAGUAAAAUUUGGAAAUUGGCUGAUGUUGAUAAGGAUGGAAUGUUGGAUGAAGAAGAGUUUGCACUAGCAAUGCACCUAAUAAGCGUGAAGAUCGGUGGAAAUGAUAUCCCGGCUUCUUUACCGGACCAUUUGGUGCCGCCGUCCAAACGUUAAUACCAUCAAAAAGUAUCGCGAUAAAACCCCUUAUCACAAGUGCUAUUUAUUCCUUUUUUUAGAUUUGUGCCUCUUGUUCAUUAUUUUUUUCCGUUAUUUUUUCCUGAAGGUAAUAAACCGGAAUCAAUGACGUCGGCACCAUUACGAGUUUAGGAAAAUUUGUGAUAGUCGAUGUACAUAUUGUAUUAUAAAGUCGUGCCGCACGUUUAAAUAAUAUAUAAAAAUAAUAAGGGGUGCGAUCAAGCCCUCUUGGUGUGUGUUUUUAUUUUGAAAUGUUUAACUUUCGUUUAUAGAUUUACAGAUAAUGUGUAUAGGCAUUUUUUCAUUUGCUAAUUAAUAUCACCAAUGUUCAUAUAUUUAAAUUUCUAAAAAUAUUAAAUAAAAAGUUUGUACUUUUA
Onthophagus taurus is the source of this 2109-nucleotide messenger RNA. Its product is annotated as putative achaete scute target 1. The record is from RefSeq and is a predicted model, not a curated record. Gene Ontology annotation, biological process: endocytosis; endosomal transport. NCBI's taxonomy places the organism in Eukaryota, Metazoa, Arthropoda, Insecta, Coleoptera, Scarabaeidae. Gene Ontology annotation, cellular component: plasma membrane; cytoplasm. Gene Ontology annotation, molecular function: calcium ion binding; protein binding; GTP binding.